GAAGAGUUUGUGAAACCACACAGAAGAUUGUCAGCUACUGAAAGGAAAAAUGUGCCCGUCUGGUAUGCUUUACAAAUGAAAAAACUGGCAAAGAAAGGACAGAUUAAAGAAGCUGUUGAUGUAUUUGAGAAAUGGAUGUUAGAAAGAGAUCGAGUGCUACCAGAUUAUUAUACAUUCUCUGUCUUAAUCAAUAUAUUAGCUAAAGCUGGUCUGACUGAAAAAGCUUUCCAGAUAUAUAACAAGAUGAAGAAAAUGGGCUAUUAUGCCAAUGCUUAUGUUUAUUCAGCUUUAUUCAAUGCUUGUGCUAAUUCACCAUGGCAAGAAGAGGGUUUACAGAGAGCUGUGAAACUGAGGGUAACUAUGAAAGAAAAAGAUUGGAUUCCGAAUUAUAAAACAUCUACUGCUAUGAUAAAGGCAUUUGGUAAAUGUGGUGAUUUGCAGACCUGUUUUGAGAUAAUGGAUGAUAUUUGUGUGAGAUAUCCAGAUGAACUAGAAUCAAGUUGCUUCAGUACAUUAUUGUCUGUUUGUAUAAUAGACCAACAGAAAGGAUUCAAAUUGGCUCUUAUGGUAUGGCAAAAAAUGCAAGACAUGGGUGUCAAACCAAGUGGGAUUGUUUACAACUUUAUGCUAAAAGCUGUGCGUGACAGCCAUUUUGAAUUUCAGUUAUCAAACUCAGAGAAAUCCGAUACUUUCAUUGAAGAAUCAGAAAAUCCUUCUGAAGUAUUAGAAAGUUCUGGAGAAAAAUCAUUAGUCCCAAGUGAGAAUUCGCCAAAUUUAUUAAUUGAAAAACAUAUAGAUGUAGAUGAAUUGCUUUCCACAAUUGAUUUCACAAAACGUGCAAACAAGUUGGUCCUAUUUGGAGGAGCAGACGCAGUUUUGCAUCAUAUGAAAAGUAAUCAAGUUCAACCAGACAUCAGGAUAUUUUCACUGCUAUUAGAUUGUAGUGAACACACAUUAGAAGCAGAAGAUAAUUUGUUAGAAAUAAUGAAAGACCAAAAAGUGAGGCCUGAUCAAGAAUUUUGUAAUAGUUUGAUUAGAAGAAGAGCAUUACGUUGUGACAAUGAUAAUGCAAGGACUGUACUACAACUUAUGACAGAUAAUCAUCUUCAACCCAAUAUGGAAACAUUAACAAAUUUAGCCUUAACAUGUUAUCAGUUAAAAGAUGGUUUACAAUUGUUGAAAGAUAUAGAG
Molecule: messenger RNA, 1191 nt
Organism: Lottia gigantea (owl limpet)
Lineage: Eukaryota; Metazoa; Mollusca; Gastropoda; Lottiidae
Exons: 6
Biological process (GO): tRNA 3'-end processing
Cellular component (GO): mitochondrial matrix
Molecular function (GO): tRNA binding; protein binding
Source: RefSeq, a predicted model, not a curated record